GUCGAGAGAGCCAGCUGAUCGAUCGAGUUACCCUUAGUUAUUAGACAGACAUGGCUUCGUUCCGGACCAGCUGGCAUUGCUUGCUCGCCGCCUGCCUGUUCCUGCUCGCUUCGGCGGCGCACGGGCAGCAGCUCUCGUCGUCCUUCUACGCGGCGACAUGCCCGACGCUGGAGCUCAUCGUGCGGACCACCAUGCUCACGGCGCUCCUCGCCGAGCGUCGGAUGGGCGCGUCCCUCGUCAGGCUCUUCUUCCACGACUGCUUUGUCCAAGGCUGCGACGGCUCCAUUCUUCUGGACGACGUCGGCAGCUUCGUCGGCGAGAAGGGCGCCGGCCCCAACGUCAACUCUCUCCGCGGCUUCGACGUGAUCGACCAGAUCAAGGCCAACGUCGAGCUCAUCUGCCCCGGCGUUGUCUCCUGCGCCGACAUUGUCGCCCUCGCCGCGCGAGACGGCACCUUCUUGCUCGGAGGACCAAGCUGGGCGGUGCCGCUGGGCCGGCGCGACUCGACCACGGCGAGCCUGGCCCUGGCCAACAGCGACCUGCCGUCGCCGGUCUCCGGCCUCGCCGCUCUCCUCGCAGCGUUCGGCAACAAGGGCCUGGGGCCCGGGGACCUGACGGCGCUCUCGGGCGCGCACACCAUCGGCUUCUCGCAGUGCCAGAACUUCCGCGCCCACAUCUACAACGACACCGACAUCGACCCGGCGUUCGCCAGCCUGCGCCAGCGCACCUGCCCCGCCGCGCCGGGCACCGGGGACAGCAGCCUGGCGCCGCUCGACGUGCAGACGCAGCUCGUCUUCGACAACGCCUACUACCGCAACCUGCUGGCCAAGCGCGGCCUGCUGCGCUCCGACCAGGCGCUCUUCAACGGCGGCUCCCAGGACGCGCUGGUGCGCCAGUACAGUGCCAACCCGGCCCUCUUCGCCUCAGACUUCGCCAACGCCAUGAUAAAGAUGGGCAACAUCAGCCCGCUCACCGGAACCGCGGGCCAGAUCAGGGCAAACUGUAGGGUGGUCAACAGCAGCUGAAACGUGACAUAUAGCACCAUCAGUAUUGAGUGCGAACGUACUACUGGGGGGUGUAUAAAUAUGUAACAAGCACAUCCAAAGAUACUGUUUGCUACUUCGGUUGUUCCAGGGAUUACAUUUUCGUUUUGCAAUUUUGGGAAACCGUUUUGUUGACC
Zea mays is the source of this 1180-nucleotide messenger RNA. RefSeq lists its product as uncharacterized. The record is from RefSeq and is marked provisional. Gene Ontology annotation, biological process: response to oxidative stress; hydrogen peroxide catabolic process. Lineage: Eukaryota; Viridiplantae; Streptophyta; Magnoliopsida; Poales; Poaceae. Gene Ontology annotation, molecular function: peroxidase activity; heme binding. The transcript has 3 exons. The coding region runs from base 51 to 1025 and encodes 324 amino acids.